Messenger RNA from Pocillopora verrucosa, 1178 nucleotides. RefSeq names its product calcyphosin-like protein. Gene Ontology annotation, molecular function: calcium ion binding. NCBI's taxonomy places the organism in Eukaryota, Metazoa, Cnidaria, Anthozoa, Scleractinia, Pocilloporidae. The record is from RefSeq and is a predicted model, not a curated record.
GCAAAGGGCGCCAUAUUUGUUACGCACAAUAGAGAUUGAAACAUGGCUGCAACAGCCAGAUCAGACGCGCAAAUGAGACAGAAAUGUAAAAAAAUGCUGGGUUCUAAAGGUUCUCAAGAUCCGAUUGAACGUUUGAGACUACAAUGCCUAAGUCGAGGUUCAGCGGGCAUUAAAGGAAUUGGAAGAGUUUUCAGAAUUAUGGAUGAUGACAGAAAUAGGUCUUUAGACUUCUCUGAAUUCAAGAAGGGUAUGCGUGAAUACGGCCUCUAUUUGGAUCCUAAGGAAUUACAGGAGUUAUUUAGUGCCUUUGACAAGGAUGGCAGUGGUGUUAUUGACUUUGAUGAGUUUCUCCUAGCUCUCAGACCACCAAUGAGCAAAGCCAGGAAAGAUAUCAUUAAUGAAGCAUUUAAUAAACUGGAUAAGACAGGAGACAGUGUUAUCACAAUAGAUGAUCUCAGAGGAGUUUAUAAUGUGAAGAUGCACCCUAAAUACCAGAAUGGAGAAAUGACAGAGGAGCAGAUUUUUAAAAAAUUUUUAAAUACAUUUGAAGUGGGCAGCAAUGAAGUGGAUGGAACGAUUACUCGUGACGAAUUCAUGAACUACUACGCUGGUGUCAGUGCCUCGAUAGACAACGAUGCCUACUUCAUCCUCAUGAUGAAAAAUGCUUACAAAAUCUAAAGAAAUUCCUCAUUUCUGUCAUAAAUUGAUAUAAGACACACCUUGCACAGCAUUCUUUAGAACUAUUACUGUUCUGUAGCAUACUGUUCAGUGCUAGCUGGAGGUCAAGAGAAAGUUGUUCAGGACAAUUUAUGUGACAGCUCUUAAAAUAAUUGCAUCCUUUGGGCCAGUGGACCAUUUCUUGUACAUAGUAGAAUGGAAGCAUUUGAUGCUUGUAGAAACAUUUACCGGUAAUCAAAUAUUAAAUGAUACUUUUAUUAUUUCAACCAAGGAUUAAUUCUGAAGUUUUUCUGAUGCCAAGUUUUUUAUUUUUUUGACUCCAUGGUUUUUAACAAAGUUAAAUUCAGAUGUGUUGUAGGUUAAAAGAAAAAGAUGCCAACUGGAAUUCUACUAAAUGUACUUAUUUCAAUGUUCAACAACAGUUCCUUAAACCAUGUAAAUUCUUGAAAAAUUCCAUAGUCGACCACAUUCCUGAGUUUAGAGUUUUAAAAUACAAUAAA